Orycteropus afer afer is the source of this 1065-nucleotide messenger RNA. It is a transcript of the gene ARHGEF39, whose product is annotated as Rho guanine nucleotide exchange factor 39. Gene Ontology annotation, molecular function: guanyl-nucleotide exchange factor activity. Lineage: Eukaryota; Metazoa; Chordata; Mammalia; Tubulidentata; Orycteropodidae. Gene Ontology annotation, biological process: positive regulation of cell migration. Gene Ontology annotation, cellular component: plasma membrane. The record is from RefSeq and is a predicted model, not a curated record.
UUGGGAUUUGAAUCUCCGGCGGGUUGCGGCCGCAAGGGUCGACCCCGCGGGCUGGCCAUGGAGAGCCCGGGGUCCAGUACACGGUGCCCGUUGCAAGAGCAGCGUGCUCGUUGGGAGCGCAAGCGCGCCUGCACCGCCCGUGAGCUUCUGGAGACCGAGCGACGCUACCAGGAACAGCUGGGGCUGGUGGCCACAUACUUCCUGGGGAUCCUAAGAGCCAAGGGGACCCUGCGACUCCCGGAGCGCCAGGCCCUGUUUGGGCCCUGGGAGCUCAUCUACGGUGCCAGCCAAGAUCUGCUUCCCUACCUGGAAGAAGGGCACUGGGGCCAGGGGCUGGAGGGCUUCUGCACCCACCUGGAGCUCUACACCCAAUUUGCUGCCAACGCAGAGAGGUCCCGGACCACCCUGGAGAAGCAGCUGAAGAGAAACAGACGUUUCCGAAGGUUCGUGUGGCUUCAGGAGGGUCGCCCGGAGUUUGGGGGCCUUCAGCUCCAAGACCUGCUCCCCCUGCCUUUGCAGCGGCUCCAGCAGUACGAAAAUCUUGUUGUCGCUUUGGCUGAAAACACAAGUCCCACCAGCGCUGACCACCAACAGCUCACACGGGCCGCUCGGCUGAUAAGUGACACUGCCCAGCGGGUGCACACCAUCGCUCAGAGGCAGCGGAACGACCAGCACCUGCGGCGUGUGCAGGCUCUGCUCAGUGGACGCCAGGCAAAGGGGCUCACCUCAGGGCGCUGGUUCCUCCGGCAGGGCUGGCUGCUGGUGGUGCCUCCCCGAGGGAAGCCUCGCGCCCGCAUGUUCUUCCUCUUCACUGAUGUCCUCCUGAUGGCCAAGCCGCGGCCCCCGCUGCACCUGCCACAGAGUGGCACCUUCGCCUGCCGGGCCCUCUACCCCAUGGCCCAGUGUCAACUCCACAGGGUCUUUGGCCACUCAGGAGGCCCUUGUGGUGGCGUGCUCAGUCUGUCCUUCCCCCAAGAGAAGCUACUGCUCAUGUCCACAGACCAGGAGGAGCUGUCACGCUGGUACCACAGUCUGACUUUGGCCAUUGGCAGCCAGAAGAACUGA